ACAACUUAUACUAUGUCUUCUUUCUAAAACUUACAAAUUAAAUCUAAUUCUUUGGAUUUAUAUUUGUUCUCUUUGUUCUCGUAAAUGUCUUCUAGUGAUUUUUUUUUUCCAUGUCGUCAAUCUCUAUGGCUUCUUCCUGUUCUUCUAAUUCUUUGCUUUCGUUUUCUUCUGUAUCAUUUUUGAUUUCUUAUCUUUCUCUCUUAUUUUUUUUUUUUAAUUAUUAUUUUUUCUCUAUGGAUCUUUGUAGCAGCUUAAGCAGAUUCAGAACUUGACAAGAUGUCUUCAUCCUACAACACCUCGAUUGCCUCAUCCGCCGCUCAGUCCUUCCUCAUCUCAGGUGCUCGUACUGGUGCUGGACUUGGUGUUGGUGUUGGUGCUGGUGCUGGUGCUGGUGCUGGUGCUGGUCGUGGUGUUGGUGCUCGUGUCGGAGCAAACAACUUCAACCGUGAUCACGAGCCGGCGAUGAUUCAACAACCCAACUCCUCCGUUGCUCCACCACCCAAGAAGCGAAGAAACCAACCCGGAAACCCAAAUCCAGAUGCUGAAGUGAUAGCGUUAUCCCCACAGACGAUAAUGGCGACCAACAGGUUCCUGUGUGAGGUAUGCAACAAAGGGUUUCAAAGGGAACAGAAUCUGCAGCUUCACAGGAGAGGACACAACCUUCCAUGGAAGCUGAAGCAGAAGUCGAACAAAGAAGUCAGGAGGAAGGUGUAUCUUUGCCCGGAGGCCACCUGCGUCCACCAUGACCCCGCACGUGCUCUCGGAGACCUCACCGGAAUCAAGAAGCAUUACUACCGGAAGCACGGUGAGAAGAAAUUCAAGUGCGAGAAGUGCUCUAAGCGUUACGCUGUUCAAUCCGAUUGGAAAGCUCACUCUAAGACCUGUGGUACCAAAGAGUAUCGAUGUGACUGUGGUACCAUCUUCUCUAGGAGAGACAGCUACAUCACGCACAGGGCCUUCUGCGAUGCUUUGAUUCAGGAGUCAGCAAGGAACCCUACCGUGAGCUUCACGGCUAUGUCAGCUGCUGGUGGUGGUGGUGGUGCUGGUGGCAGACAUGGCUUUUACGGCGGCGCUGCUUCUUCUCUCUCUCACAACCAUUUCGGUAGCAGUUCAACUUCCGGGUUUACCCCUCUAGCUGCUGCAGGUUACAAUCUGAACCGUUCAUCUCCCAACAAGUUUGAAGAGUUCGUUCCUCAGUCCUCAAACCCUAAUUCCGGCGGUCCUACCAACUUCCUCAUGCAAUGCGCUGCGAACCAAGGCUUGCUGGCGCAGAACGACCAGAGUCUCAUGAACCAGCACGGUCUGAUCAACCUCGGUGAUAACAUCAACAGCAACAACAACCACUUGUUCAACCUCGGAUACUUUCAAGACACUAAGAACCCUGACCAGGCAAGUGUCCCUUCUCUUUUCACCAGUGGUGCUGAUAACAACGAUCCUUCUGCCUUGCUGAGAGGGUUAACUUCUUCAUCUUCCUCAAGUGUCGUCGUUAAUGACUUUGGAGAUACUGAUAAUGGAAACCUUCAAGGUCUGAUGAACUCUCUAGCUGCGACGACUGAUCAUCAAAGCCGCUCCGGUAGCAUUUUUGACCUUCAUUUCGGGAACAAUCUUAGCAUGGGAGGCUCGGAUAGGUUGACUCUGGACUUUCUUGGCGUUAAUGGAGGAAUUGUGAGCAACGUCAAUGGUCGUGGUGGUGGUCGUGGUGGUGGUCGUAAUGGAGCUCCUCUGGACACUGAGAUGAAGUUUUCACACCCAAAUCAUCCAUUUGGGAAAGCUUGAGAUGAUCGUAUAUGUAUGUACAGAUCAUCCAUAUUAUCUAGAUAUGGACUGCUGGGUCCCUUGAAGAUUUUCUUUUUAAGCUUUAAUUUCUUUCGUUUUCGGUUUUCGACUAUAUAUUAAGGGUAUGGGUUUAGCUUGGGGUUUUUAUUUUGUAGUAUAUUUAUCUUAAGUUCUUUUUUUUUUAAUAAUGUAAUGGGAGUCCUUAAUGAAAUUUAUAAUUCUUCAAUCAUUUGAGUCUAUACCAUUUUUUUCUA
Molecule: messenger RNA, 2030 nt
Organism: Camelina sativa (false flax)
Lineage: Eukaryota; Viridiplantae; Streptophyta; Magnoliopsida; Brassicales; Brassicaceae
Source: RefSeq, a predicted model, not a curated record